Lottia gigantea (owl limpet) is the source of this 1536-nucleotide messenger RNA. RefSeq lists its product as hypothetical. The transcript is spliced from 14 exons. Gene Ontology annotation, cellular component: proton-transporting V-type ATPase, V1 domain. The record is from RefSeq and is a predicted model, not a curated record. Bases 1 to 1536 code for a protein of 511 amino acids. Gene Ontology annotation, biological process: ATP metabolic process; proton transmembrane transport. Gene Ontology annotation, molecular function: ATP binding; proton-transporting ATPase activity, rotational mechanism. Lineage: Eukaryota; Metazoa; Mollusca; Gastropoda; Lottiidae.
AUGAGCUCUCUAAAUGGACCAAUUAAUGAUGUCGGUGGUAGAACUAUAAACAAAUUAGCAGUAACAAGAGAUUAUAUAUCACAACCUCGAAUCACAUAUAAAACAGUAUCUGGUGUAAAUGGUCCUCUAGUUAUAUUAGAUGAUGUCAAGUUUCCUAAAUAUGCUGAAAUUGUUAACCUUACAUUGGCUGAUGGAAGUCAACGUAGUGGACAAGUUUUGGAAGUCAGUGGAUCGAAGGCUGUUGUACAGGUAUUUGAAGGUACAUCAGGUAUUGAUGCUAAACAUACAACAUGUGAAUUUACUGGAGAUAUUUUAAGAAUGCCUGUAUCAGAGGACAUGUUAGGUCGUGUAUUUAAUGGUUCAGGUAAACCUAUUGAUAAGGGACCUGCAGUUUUAGCUGAAGAUUUCUUAGAUAUUCAAGGUCAGCCUAUUAACCCCUGGUCUCGUAUUUACCCAGAAGAAAUGAUUCAAACUGGUAUAUCAGCUAUUGAUACUAUGAACUCUAUUGCUAGAGGACAGAAAAUUCCUAUCUUUUCAGCUGCCGGUCUACCACAUAAUGAAAUUGCUGCUCAAAUUUGUCGUCAAGCUGGUUUAGUCAAAUUACCUGGUAAAAGUGUUAUGGAUGAUCAUGAAGAUAAUUUUGCCAUUGUAUUUGCUGCUAUGGGUGUGAACAUGGAAACUGCUAGAUUUUUCAAACAAGAUUUUGAAGAAAAUGGCUCUAUGGAAAAUGUAUCUUUAUUCUUGAACUUGGCCAAUGAUCCUACAAUUGAGAGAAUUAUUACCCCACGUAUUGCUUUAACAACAGCAGAAUACAUGGCUUAUCAAUGUGAGAAACAUGUACUGGUUAUUCUUACUGAUAUGAGUUCCUAUGCUGAAGCUUUGAGAGAGGUAUCAGCUGCUAGAGAAGAAGUACCUGGUAGAAGAGGUUUCCCAGGUUAUAUGUACACUGAUUUAGCCACUAUAUAUGAGAGAGCUGGUCGUGUUGAAGGUAGAAAUGGGUCUAUUACACAGAUACCUAUUCUAACCAUGCCUAACGACGAUAUCACCCAUCCUAUUCCUGAUUUAACUGGUUAUAUUACUGAAGGUCAAAUAUAUGUUGAUAGACAGUUACAUAACAGACAGAUCUAUCCCCCUAUUAAUGUCUUACCAUCAUUGUCUCGAUUAAUGAAAUCAGCUAUUGGUGAUGACAUGACCAGAGAAGAUCAUGCUGAUGUUUCUAAUCAACUGUAUGCAUGUUAUGCUAUUGGUAAAGAUGUACAAGCUAUGAAAGCUGUUGUUGGUGAAGAAGCUUUAACCCCAGAAGAUUUACUUUAUCUGGAAUUUUUAAUUAAAUUUGAGAAAAACUUUAUUUCACAAGGUCAUUAUGAAAAUCGAACAAUUUUUGAAUCUCUGGACAAAGGUUGGCAGUUACUACGAAUUUUCCCUAAAGAAAUGUUAAAGAGAAUUCCACAGCAUACAUUAGCCAAGUAUUAUCCCAGAGAUGCCCAGAGAGCACAGUCGUCUGCUGGUGCUGGAAAGGAAGUGACAUCAUUAUAA